Molecule: messenger RNA, 2295 nt
Organism: Vanderwaltozyma polyspora DSM 70294
Lineage: Eukaryota; Fungi; Ascomycota; Saccharomycetes; Saccharomycetales; Saccharomycetaceae
Exons: 1
Coding region: 1-2295 (764 amino acids)
Biological process (GO): peptidyl-serine phosphorylation; peptidyl-threonine phosphorylation
Cellular component (GO): cytoplasm; nucleus
Molecular function (GO): protein tyrosine kinase activity; protein serine/threonine kinase activity; ATP binding
Source: RefSeq, a predicted model, not a curated record
AUGAAAGCUGAUUCAUCCUCAAAUACAAAUGAUCCCAAUAGUGAUAAUGAAAAUGAUAAACAGAAUAUGUGGAACCCCAUAUUUAUAAAUCAAAAUCCAGUAAGGUAUAUGUCACAACAACAACAACAGCACCAGUACCAGCACCUGCCUCAGAACUUACAACAUCAACAACAACAGCAAUUGACUCAGGAAUACUCCAAUUCACAACAAAUGGCAUUUGUAAAUCCAUGGAUGGCUGCCACUGAUGAUUCAAUCAAUUAUUCACCACUCUAUUCAACUGCUCCUCCAUCUACCCUUUCUGUAUUACAAGAAUCGGAUGAACAUCCUCAAAAAAUACCAUGUUUUGAUAACUAUAACUAUGAUCAAAGAAGGAAGUCAAGCAUAAUUAUACCACCAACAAGAGAACCUGCUCCAAAUCCUUAUUUGCAAGAAUAUUAUAAUGGUUAUCCAGCACCAGUUUUUCAACUUGAAACCAAUGAAAUGAUGAAUCAACAACAACAAUAUAAUCCAAAUUAUUUUAUUUGUAAUCAACCAUUGUAUCAACAAAGUGGAGAUUCAACUUUUUCUAUUGCAGAUCCAACUAUGUCAUUUUCAAACCAAGAUUUAACUAUGAGACAAUCUGUUGGUCCAGAACAUUUUAUAUCUGAUCAUACAAAUUCCAAUCAAUAUUCAAAAAAUGGAAAAAGCACACAACAAUUGAUUUCAUAUCGGAGAUUGAGUGCCUUCCCUCAAACUAAUGGCUUCCACACAUUACAACCACCAAUGUACAUAAGUAGUGAAUAUAGGAAAUCCUCAAUGUCUGUUUCACCAAAACCGUUAAUGAUAUCACACCUGAAGCAAUGUCAUUCUAAAGCUGAUUUGGAGCCAGUAAUGAACCAGACACCAAAAUUUAGACGUGCAUCUUUGAACUCUAAAACUAUUUCACCAUUAAUUGCAUUGACAAAGGGACUGAUAACAACAUAUUCUCUUUGCAGUCCAUCUUUUUCCUACAAGACAUGUAAGAACCCCAAAAGGGUAUUAACAAAGCCAUCAGAUGGAAAAUUCAACAAUGGUUAUGAUAAUAUUAAUAGCGAUUACAUUCUUUGCGUGAAUGACGUAUUAGGAACAGAACAGAAUCGAAAGUAUCUUGUUUUAGAUAUAUUAGGUCAGGGUACUUUUGGUCAAGUAGUUAAAUGUCAGAAUAUUUUAACGAGUGAAAUUGUCGCAAUAAAAGUAAUUAAAUCAAGAGCUGAAUAUAUAAAUCAAAGCAUCACAGAAGUUAAAAUACUAAAAUUUUUGAACCAAGAACUCGAUCCAUACGAUAAACAUCAUUUUCUAAGAUUAUUUGAUUCAUUUUUGCAUAGAAACCAUUUAUGUCUGGUGUUCGAAGUUCUAGGAAAAAAUUUAUAUGAGGUGUUAAAACAAAAUAGGUUUCAUGGCCUAACGAUCUCAUUAAUAAGAAAAAUAUCGUCACAAUUGUUAGAUUGUUUAUGUAUGUUGAAAGAUAAUAAAAUAGUCCACUGCGAUUUGAAACCAGAAAAUAUUCUAUUAACAGGCUCUGGCAAAUCCGAGAUUAAGGUAAUUGAUUUCGGCUCUUCAUGCCAAGAAUCUAGAACUUUGUUCAGUUACAUACAAUCCAGAUUUUAUCGUUCACCAGAAGUAAUAAUGGGGAUUCCAUAUUCUACAAGUAUCGAUAUGUGGUCAUUAGGUUGUAUCAUAGCAGAACUAUUUUUAGGUAUUCCUAUUUUUCCAGGUUCUUCAGAAUUUAAUCAAUUAACAAGAAUAAUUUCUUGCAUAGGAAAUCCCCCGGCCUGGAUGAUAGAUAUGGGUAAAAGUUCAGACAAAUAUUUUAUCAAAAUUGAAUCUGAUGAAGAAACAGAAUGUAACAAAUACAGAUUGAAAACAAUAGAAGAAUAUAACACUGAAUUUCAGAAAAAGGAAAUAAAAAGUAAGUUAUAUUUCAAAUGGGACAAUCUGUCUGACAUCAUUGAAAAUUACAGAUUCUCCAAAGAACUUCAAAAAAGCCCUGUCGCAUUCGAACAAGAAAAGAAGGAUCGAAGGGCUUUAGAGCAUUUUUUGUCAGGUAUAUUGAGUUUAAAUCCAUUAGAGAGAUGGACUCCACAACAAGCACUUAUGCAUCCAUUUAUUACUCAGCAGCAUUUUUCAGGUGAUUGGUAUCCACCUGGAUUCAUUCCACAUGUAGGAACGUCACCUUCAAACCAAGAUUUUAAUGAUACCAUUAUGAAUAAUAACGAUUCUCAUUUUCAUAGAUCGAAUACAUUACAAGAUAUGUCGCCAACAAAAAGAUUAGGGUAA